CCUAGAUUUUGACAACCUGCUGCUGGAUGCAUCGUCUAUCGAGCGUUUGAUAAGAAGAAAUAAAAAUUGAUAAAAAGCAGCAUUACCAUCUACUGCUGCGCGCAAUAUACGGUAAACGCCAGUCCUGUCUGUGCACAGUUUGUGCAGCCGUUUGUUCCGUUCCUAUAGCGCUUCCUAUUUAGCAGCUGUUUUCCUUUACAUCGUCGACCAGCAACAGAACUCCAUUGCGAAUAUUUCCACCCGCAAACAGGCUUCUAAUCGUGCGUUGUUUACCAUUGGUGUGAUACAAUUGUCUGAGUCUGCCUUUUUUUUGUUUUGUGCUCUAACUGUGUAUUGUAAUGUAACAGCAGUUUCCUCUGCCACUACCAACCCGUAAUCAGCGUCACAGUCAAUUUAAUCAGAGAAAAACAUUAUCAUCAUCGAACCGGAUUGUGGCCCCGUGGUGUGGUCGGAUAUUGCGCGAGUGGGCUUUACCCACGCGUUUUGUACACAUCAUCAAACUCCAUCGCGCUGUGGACGCCAUUUAAUCGAUGAUUGGUGGUGAUUAGAGGCGCCGAUUCCACGCGCAAAGAAAAUUCUUCUCAUAUCAACCCGCAGUAGUGUGCUACAGCGUUUAGUGGCUUCAUCCCCAUCAUCUCCACCAGCCAGCGCCUGCUAGCACCAUGUUCCAGAAGCGGCAGCUACGCAUCAUCUACCUGGUGAUUCUGAUCGUCGUGAUUGUGCUGAUCUACAAGAGCUUCACCCAGCACAGGCAGAACGAGGAGGAUGUGGAGCAAACGUCCGGUGGUGACGCCUUGCAAAAGCCUAACGCACCCGUCUACGUGGUCGUGUACUACGAGGCACUGUGUCCGGAUUCGAAAAACUUUGUCCUGCACCAGCUACUGCCAGCGUACGAGCGUGCACCGGAGCUAAUGGACAUAGAGUUUGUGCCGUUCGGAAAAGCUUCGUGGACUACAAAGUCCGAUGGUUCGCUAGAGUUCGAUUGCCAGCACGGUCCGAUCGAGUGUGAAGCGAAUACGAUCCAUGCCUGCGUGGUGGAAGCCGUUCGGGAGCCCCGGACCCGGCUCGACAUGGUGGCCUGCAUGAUCAAGAACAACAUUAUCCCGCGGGACACUUUCUACCGCUGUGCCAAGGAGCACGGUGUGGAGAUCGAAUCGAUCAAGAAGUGUUACGACAGUCCGCACGGUGCGGAACUGCUGAAGGUGCACGGUGAGGCAACGCACGCCCUACGACCGGCCGUUACCUUCAUACCGACCGUAACGCUCGACGGUGCGCAGUACGUGCAGAAAUCGAUCCUGAAGGAUCUGUUCGGCAAUGUGUGCCAGGUGGUGUCGGGCCGUGGACCGAAACCGGAUGUGUGCAAAUGAUAGCAGCUAGUGUUGCACUUCCUCGCGCGCUACCUGCAGUCGGAGCUGUUGGACGAAGUCCGCCAACUGCCCGGACAGUUGCGGCGAGGAUUGUUUUGGCUGCUAAACUAAACCUGUGCGCGGUCGGGAGCGAGUGGAGCGAGCGCAUACUUCGCAUCAAGUCCAUCCAAAGUCUAAAUUGCCGCUUUCCGCAUUUGUCGCAAGAGUCCUCCAACGACUCUACUCCUCUAUUGUAAUUUAUUUCUUCCUUCCCUGUUUCGUUUUUUGGGGGUGAUUCUGUCCAUGAUAAGCUCAUCACCCACUUCCAUCUCCAAGCUACUCAAAGUUGGAGCCUGGAGAGAGAAAAAAAAACUAGAUCAAAUAUUAAUAGUGCAAUGUAGUGUGAAAGCAGAAGGCUUCGAUCGUUGCCAAGGCGACGCAGAGGCUAGCGCACCCUUCUCCCCAGCAGUAGUCCGUACGCCCAAUCGUGGUAGUCCGUGUAGUUCCGGUUGCAGUGCAUCUCCGAUAUGAAUGUAGUACAGUUUCAAUUCCACACUAACAUUACGAUUGCUUCCAGCUGCUAUGGUCGGCGGAGCAUCGGAAUCCACCGUACAGGGCAGAAGAGAGCGAAAAGGCAGGCAAACAGUUACUUUAAGUUAAAUGUAGCCGAUAGAUGGGCAGUUUUCCUAACGUGAAAGGAGAGUAUUUCCGGGUUCGGUUUGUUUAGUUUGUGCUUGGUGGGACAGGAAACGGAAACAGCGGUAGGAACUGUUUUCUACUAGAGACUGAGCAUUUAACACACGCACACACACACAAGUACGUAACGAAUUUAGUAUGUCAGCGAACAUUUUGCAAUACCAGUAAGAUAAAAAAACGGGGGGAAUUCGUAUUACGGAAGGCGAUCGGUUCAUUCUAUUUGUUGUGUGUUCCGUUCCGUUUUAUGUAGGUUUUGUUUUUGGGUGAUAUUUAAACAUAGUUUUGAAACAGAUUGUUGUUAAGAUCGUAAUAGUGGAUCAAUUAAAUUAUUAAUAAAAAAAAAACGAACACAGCCGUUUAUCGCUCUAUCGAAGUAAA
Anopheles stephensi (Asian malaria mosquito) is the source of this 2420-nucleotide messenger RNA. Its product is annotated as GILT-like protein 1. The record is from RefSeq and is a predicted model, not a curated record. Lineage: Eukaryota; Metazoa; Arthropoda; Insecta; Diptera; Culicidae. Bases 663 to 1367 code for a protein of 234 amino acids. Gene Ontology annotation, molecular function: oxidoreductase activity, acting on a sulfur group of donors, disulfide as acceptor. The transcript has 2 exons.